AUAUUCACUUUGGUGGUGCUGAAUAAAAAUGUGUUCCAGAAUUCUCGUCGGCCUACUGGCACUCGCUGUGCUGGCGGCUCAAGCUCCUUCAACAUAUGGCGCCAGAAUACUUGCAGUCUAUGCAGCUGCAGCCGUAAGUCACUUCCAGAUGCAUCGAGCUAUGAUUAGCGAGUUAGUGAAACAUGGCCAUGAGGUCACCAUGAUAACCGCAAUUACGCUGGAGCCACUCAAAUUGGGCAGCAACUACAGUGAAAUACUCAUUGAACCAGAGUUUGAUGGCUGGGAGAUCGUUAAGGAAAUGACCGGAAAAAAUACUAGCUUAGAAAUAAAAAAUAGUUUAUCAACUUAUUUUGAAAUCGUAAAGUAUGUAACUGUGCUAAAUGUCGAACACGUUUUAAAGCAACCAAAAGUGCUGGAAAUUAUUAAUGCCAAACAAACUGAAGGCGUUUACGAUCUGCUACUGGUAGAGCAAUUGCAUCAAGAAGCCUUUCUCGCCUUGGCCCACGUCUAUAAAAUACCCGUUGUCAGUUCAGCCACAUUUGCGCAACAAAACUAUAUGAGCCAAAUGUUCGGCCAUGUGACACCUUGGUCGUAUGUGCCUAUGGAAUUUCUGCCACUAACAGAUCGCAUGAGCUUUUGGGAACGCGCCCUUAAUAGCUUUUGCUCACUUCGCCUUGAUUUAUUCCGUGAAUUUGAGUAUUUUCCGAAAAUGGACGCGCUUGUGCAGAAAUACUUUGGACAUUUGCCAAUUGAAUUCCCCAGUAUUUCGGCGAUGGAGAAGAAUCACUCUGCUAUAUUAAUCAAUAACUACACACCAUUAGCGUUCGCUGAACCUAAAAUGGACAACAUGAUUUUUGUCGGCGGUUUGCACAUCAAUCCACCAAAGCCACUACCCACCGAUUUGCAGAAAUUCUUAGAUGACGCAGAACAUGGUGCUAUUUACUUCAGCUUUGGUACCGUAGUCAAAGCCAAGGGCAUGCCAAUAGAAAAGCUAAAUUUAUUCCUCGAUGCUUUUCGUCAGCUAAAACAACGCGUUCUAUGGAAAUUCGAAAACGAAAGCAUACCAAAUUUACCAUCCAAUGUUUUGAUUAAAAAGUGGCUGCCACAAAACGACAUCUUAGCGCACCCUAACGCUCGCGCUUUUAUAUCUCACGGAGGGCUGUUUGGUUUACAAGAAACCGUGUAUCAUGGUGUCCCGGUGGUAGGCAUGCCCUUCUUCUUCGAUCAGCAUAUAAAUAUGAAGAAAGCUGAGGCUGCUGGAUUUGCCGUUACUUUGGAUUACCAUACGCUCACACAUGAUGAUUUCAGAAGCGGUCUGAAUGAGGUGCUCUUCAAUCCCAAAUACCGGGAUACUGCUAAACGGUUCUCGCGCAUUUUCCGCGACCGUCCCAUGGGUCCGCGCGAGACUUUAAUCUAUUGGAUCGACUAUGUGAUACGCCACAAUGGAGCGCGUCAUUUGCGCGCAGCUGGUAUGGAUUUGAAGUGGUACCAAUUCUAUUUACUGGAUGUUGCUGCUGUAGUUCUGGUCGCGGUUUUGGUAACAUUCGCAGUUUCUGUUUUUACAAUGCGCUGGAUCUUGCGAAAGAUAAGAGGUGGCAAGGGUAAACAAAAAGUGCAGUAAACAUAAAAAUAACAAUGCAAGAACAAAAAACACGCAACAAAGAAGGCUUGCGAAAGUCUUUCGAUAAGUUAUGAUUUACAUCUAUUUCUUAAUAAGAUAGCUACUUAUAUUCAAAUACAUAUUUUGUAAGAAGAAAAC
Rhagoletis pomonella (apple maggot) is the source of this 1759-nucleotide messenger RNA. RefSeq names its product UDP-glucosyltransferase 2-like. The record is from RefSeq and is a predicted model, not a curated record. The transcript has 6 exons. NCBI's taxonomy places the organism in Eukaryota, Metazoa, Arthropoda, Insecta, Diptera, Tephritidae. Bases 29 to 1621 code for a protein of 530 amino acids. Gene Ontology annotation, molecular function: UDP-glycosyltransferase activity.